This is a messenger RNA of Anopheles gambiae (African malaria mosquito), 1154 nucleotides long. RefSeq lists its product as uncharacterized. The transcript has 2 exons. Lineage: Eukaryota; Metazoa; Arthropoda; Insecta; Diptera; Culicidae. The record is from RefSeq and is a predicted model, not a curated record. Bases 225 to 680 code for a protein of 151 amino acids.
UGUAGAAUGACCGGUUGGCAGCCAGCAUCCUUGCGUGCAACUCAGCUUCCAUGCUAUUGUCGUUGUUGACCUUUGACCCAAGAUAGGUGAAUUGUGGGACGACUUCAAACGUGCGUUCACCUAUCUGUACAACACGCCUACGUAAACGUAAAAAAAAGUAAACAAGUUUAAUUAAGAUACAUACGUUUCGCAAGCUAACAACAAUCCUUGUUUUAAAAAUCGAAAUGAUUUUCUCCCACUUCGUAAGUGACGAUAACAGCAGUGAAGAAGAAACAACGGUAGAUCUGGCAAAACAGCGCCGACUGCUUCGAAGUGUUUUCGACCCGUUACAGCUUUCUAACCAAGCAUUUAAGAAAAAUUUUCGUGUAUCGAAGGAAAUUUUCCUUGACAUUCUGGCGGAGAUCGAGCCCAAGUUCCCACCGGUUAAGGGAAAGGGGCUUAAGCCAAAUGAAAUUUUGGCUGCUGCUCUGCGAUUUCUAGCUGAAGGCAGCUACCAAAAUGGAACAGGUAAUGAUUACAAAAUAACUAUUGCCCAACCUACUUUCUCGGUAGCCUUUGCAAAGUGCUUGAACGUAAUCGAAGAAACUCUUGGGAACAAAUGGAUCUCUUUAGCGAUGGAACCAAAUGAGCAACAAGAUGCACGACGAUACUUCUUCUCAAUUUCUGGUGAUGUGUGUUGAUGAAACACACAUAAAAAUUAUUGCACCAGUGGACGAUUACGAUUAGCAUUAUAACCGGAAGGACUAUUACAGCAUAAACGCGAUGAUUGUAAGUAAAGCUUUCAGUUUUUUUGUCUUAUGUUGUAAACUUCAAUAUUAUUUUUCUUCGUACCGGUAGAUUUGCGACCAUCUCAUGAAACUUCGGUAUGUGAAUGCCAAAUUCGGAGGAGUCAAUCACGAUUCACAUAUUUGGAAUGUAAGUGGAAUGGACAACUUUUUCGAAACAAAACAUCGAAGCGGAGAAACUGCAUUCAAGCUACUAGGUAAUACAUUAAACCAUCCUAUGGGUAUUUGUUUAUGUAAAUAAUCGUUUAAAUUCUCACUGGUGAUUCUGGAUACCCGUCAAAACCAUGGUUAAUAACACCAAAACGUAAUCCUACUCCAAACACAACAGAAGCUGCCUUUAAUAAAAACCAUUCUUUAGGUAGAGAAAUA